AUGUCAUUAAAAAAGACACCUUUUUCAUUUUUAUCUGGAAUAAGUUCAAACAAAAAUAAUGAAAAUAGCAAAUGGGAAAAAACGAUAUUAAGUAGAAAAAAUUCAUAUGAACAUAUUAAAGAAUCAAAAGUGUCUGAAUUUGGAGAUUUUAAAAUAUUAAAUGUUUUAUUGAGAGGAUUAUCAAGUAUAGUAUGUUUAUGUGAAUGGACAAUUGAUCUUAGUAGAACAUUAUAUUUGAAUCAUUAUGUAAAUUACAUAAAUAAUAAUAUAUUAAAUGAAAAUAUACAAAUAAAGAUAAGAGAUACUACUAACACAGACAAUAUUAGUAUAAUGUCGAAUAAUAAAGAUACAAAUACCACUGUAGAAAUUAAAGAUAGAGAGAAAUUAGAAUACUGUGAUAUAUAUGAUAUAGAAAAAUCAAAAAAUAAAAAAGAAAUAAAAAAUGGAGAAUAUAAUUUAGAAAAAAUAAAUUUUAAAUAUAAUAAUAACAAAAUUAUCCAUUUAGUUCUUAAAUUAAAACAUAAAGGAUUAAAUUAUAAAAUAAGUGAAAUUGAACAAUUAAGAGAAGAAAUUGCAAUACAUAAAGAGUUAAAUCAUUUUAAUAUUUUACAAAUGAUAUUAUGCGGAGAAGAUGAAAAUGAUAUAUGGGUAUUUUUUGAAUAUUCUUCCAUUGGUGAUUUAUAUUCAUACGUUGGUUUUAAAACGCUAGAAGAAAAUGAAGUGAAAAUAAUUGUAUCUCAAAUUUUAUUUGCUCUUUAUUAUCUUCAUAUGAAUGGUAUAAUACAUUGCGAUAUAAAACUUCAAAAUAUAUUACUCUUUCCUUUAGAACCAUCUUUAUUUGAAAGGAAUGAUUUAUCAAAUACUCUGAAAAUGAACAAUUCGAAAAAAAUCAAAUUAAAUAUUAAUAAAUUGCUUGAUUCAAUAAAUGAGAACAAUCAAUCUAAUAAAAAUAACAAUACAUUCAAAAGUAUUAUAAAAUUAUGUGAUUUUGGUUUAUCAGUUAAAUGUAAAUUUGAUGAAUUUUAUCCUUAUAGAGGCAUAAAAGGAAGUUCUGGUUUUAUUGCUCCAGAAUUAUUUCAAGAAUGUGAUUUUAAUAAUAAAAUCGAUAUGUGGGCAUUAGGUAUAAUUGUUUUUAUUCUUUUAGGAGGAUAUAGACCUUUUUAUCCAUAUUCAAGAUUUGAAGAAAAAGUAACUUUUCAUGAAAGAUAUUGGAUAAAUAUAUCACCAGAAGCUAAAAACUUUAUUCAAUCAUUAUUACAAAUAAAUCCAUCUAAAAGAUUGAAUGUAAUUGAGGCAAUGAAUCAUCCAUGGAUUAAAAGUUAUUUUAUAAUUACUUAA
Messenger RNA from Plasmodium gallinaceum, 1338 nucleotides. RefSeq names its product calcium/calmodulin-dependent protein kinase, putative. Gene Ontology annotation, biological process: protein phosphorylation. Bases 1 to 1338 code for a protein of 445 amino acids. The record is from RefSeq and is a predicted model, not a curated record. The transcript is spliced from 4 exons. NCBI's taxonomy places the organism in Eukaryota, Apicomplexa, Aconoidasida, Haemosporida, Plasmodiidae. Gene Ontology annotation, molecular function: ATP binding; protein kinase activity.